Molecule: messenger RNA, 243 nt
Organism: Cinara cedri
Lineage: Eukaryota; Metazoa; Arthropoda; Insecta; Hemiptera; Aphididae
Source: the annotation of a GenBank genome assembly
AUGUCACUACCAGCUAAACCAAUCACACCACAAGAAAUAAAAUAUUAUAUUACUAAACUACACAACAACAAAUUCCCAGGAUAUGAUCAAAUUAACAACAAAAUACUCAAACAACUAACAAAUAAAACCAUCCUUCUUUUGACUCACAUAUACAACACAAUGCUCAGGUUAUCAUACAUUCCCCCAAUAUGGAAAUUCUCAACAAUAAUAUUAAUUGCUAAGCCAGAAAAACCAAAGCAUUUG